UAGGAGAAACUAAAAAAUGAAGGGCCAUCUCUCACAUGAUUAUCUUUUGGAGGUUCCGGCAGCCGUCGUAUGGGACACCUACCGUGGCCUCGAGCUCGGAAAACUAGUCAAUCAAAUGUUUCAAGAUGUUGUGGGAAUGAUCGAAGUUGUUCACGGUGACGGAGGCGUUGGAACUAUUUUAAAGAUCACAUUCCCUCCUGGAACAUUGGGAUUGAGCUAUAUGAAGGAAAUAUUUACAGAAGCUGAUGAUGAACAACGGGUGAAGGAAAGUGAAAUCAUCGAAGGAGGAUUCAAAGAUUUUGGAUUUGAGGUUUAUCGUUAUCGCUUUCAAAUCAUUGAGAAAAAUGGUGAAUCAUCUAUUAUCAGGUCAUCGGUGGAGUACGAAAUAGAUGACAAGCUUCAAGAGAUUGCUUCCCUUGCCACUACCAAGCAAAUGGAAGCAUUGAAUGAAGUUGUUGGCAAACAUCUCAAACAAAAAUGGGAUUCCUCUAAUAAGAAACCUUAAUGUCUUCUCUCCAUGCAAUUACCAACUUUUAAGAAUAAUGAGCUUAAAUAGUUCAAGCAACCUCGAUGUUUGAACUUUAUUGUACCGUUUCUUUUGUAUCGGUAAAAUUAUGGAUAAUAUAUAAAUAAGAUUGCAGGAGCAAUUCACUGCCA
This is a messenger RNA of Gossypium raimondii (Peruvian cotton), 657 nucleotides long. Its product is annotated as norbelladine synthase. Gene Ontology annotation, biological process: defense response; abscisic acid-activated signaling pathway. NCBI's taxonomy places the organism in Eukaryota, Viridiplantae, Streptophyta, Magnoliopsida, Malvales, Malvaceae. Gene Ontology annotation, molecular function: protein phosphatase inhibitor activity; signaling receptor activity; abscisic acid binding. The transcript is spliced from 2 exons. Gene Ontology annotation, cellular component: nucleus; cytoplasm. The record is from RefSeq and is a predicted model, not a curated record. The coding region runs from base 17 to 505 and encodes 162 amino acids.